GAGCCAUAAGCAACUUAGCCAAUCGGGAAGAGGCGGUGCGUCAUCACCCCCCUCGGCCUUAGCGUUAGCGGUUUCGCUUCAGUCUCUUCCUGCCGGUUGAGGGCGUUGGUGGCAGUAGCGGGAGAUGGCGCUGGGCUCGGCCUGGAAGCGGAUGUCGUGGCUGUACUACCAGUACCUCUUGGUCACGGCGCUCUACAUGCUGGAGCCCUGGGAGAGGACGGUCUUCAAUUCUAUGCUAGUGUCCAUCCUUGGAAUGGCGCUUUACACUGGCUAUGUUUUCAUGCCUCAGCAUAUUAUGGCCAUAUUGCACUAUUUUGAAAUUGUGCAGUGAUGAAGAACAUUACUAGAUGUGACUAAUUGGAGACCGAGGAUCAGAGUGCUAAGAAUAAUGUCCAUCUACACUUAAGGAUUUCGCCAGAUAACAGACAAGGCAUGAUGACGGUGACUGUCAGCUGUGCACAGAAAGAUGCAACAUGCCCUGAGUUUUGGUGGCAUUUUUUCUUUACGAGAUUCCCUUGCAACUUUUGUCUAUUAAUAUUGUGACUGUACCUUUGAUAGCAGUAUUUUCUUAACUUUGUGACAGUCUCAGUAUUACACUGUGAAAGCUUUUCUUAAUAUAACUGAGUACAUUUUGCCUUCUAUUUUUAAUCAGAAAUCAUCUUAUUAAAUGGAGCUUAAAGCUUUUGCUAUUGUAUAGUUAUAUGUCCACCUGGGUAUAUUUCUAGUAGCGUAUUUUGUAAGAAAAAAGUGUUUAGGUUCCUAUGGAGAUGUGGAUAUAUUCAUGGAAUCUUUCUUACAAAACUUUGUUUAUAAGUUCUAACUCAGGUGCUUCAAUUACAAUCUGGACUGUUCACUCUAUUUUGCUUUAACAAUAAAUGGAAAGCUUUUUUUCUUUUCCAUUUGUAGAAGAAUGUGACAACUAAGUACUGUAUAUUUGGAACAAUGUUGUGGAAGAGAGAAGUACUGGAUCCAACAUGAAGACUUCAUUUAUGUAAUGCAUGCCAUCUAGAGAUUUCUGAUAGCAUAUUAAUGCUGUUAUUAUAAUGCUUCUAACAGAACUGUACCCUUAUGCUUCUAAUUGAACUGUAUUUGUAUAUGUUUUGUUUCCCCAAAAAGCUAAUUUUAAUAUAGACUUGAAUUAAAGGACUGUGGCUAUGGCUGUUGUCUAUAAUAUAAUCAUGUCUGUAUUGUGAACCUGUGGUUGUAAUUACUGUUCAGACUCCUUUGACUUCUUAGACCAGGGGUGGGAAUAAUGCAGCCUUCCCUGUCAAUAGAUUGCAGUUCUCAGCAAUCCUAGCCACCAUAGCCAAUGGCGAGGAAUGCUGGAAGUUGCAGGCACAUAAGACUGCAUAUCCCCCCCUUCCUUAGACCAAAUGACCAAAAUAUAAAGUUUGAAGUGGACUAGAGCUUAAAAGUACAGCAAUAAGGAGCUGUCUACUAGGCUUGAGUCUUAAGUUUUUAUAGCUUUUUGAGAUUUGUAUUCUGAAGUGUAAGAUGUCAAUUUUUAAGGUGAAGGUUAUUUUUUUCCAAAAUAAAAACUAAAAGCAGA
This is a messenger RNA of Sceloporus undulatus (fence lizard), 1549 nucleotides long. It is a transcript of the gene SPTSSA, whose product is annotated as serine palmitoyltransferase small subunit A. The transcript is spliced from 2 exons. Gene Ontology annotation, cellular component: serine palmitoyltransferase complex. Gene Ontology annotation, biological process: ceramide biosynthetic process. Bases 125 to 331 code for a protein of 68 amino acids. NCBI's taxonomy places the organism in Eukaryota, Metazoa, Chordata, Lepidosauria, Squamata, Phrynosomatidae. Gene Ontology annotation, molecular function: serine C-palmitoyltransferase activity. The record is from RefSeq and is a predicted model, not a curated record.